This is a messenger RNA of Melampsora larici-populina 98AG31, 1083 nucleotides long. RefSeq lists its product as uncharacterized. NCBI's taxonomy places the organism in Eukaryota, Fungi, Basidiomycota, Pucciniomycetes, Pucciniales, Melampsoraceae. The coding region runs from base 1 to 1083 and encodes 360 amino acids. The record is from RefSeq and is a predicted model, not a curated record. The transcript is spliced from 9 exons.
AUGUCAUUGAAAUGGCGUUGGUCUACGCGUCGAGCUGACGCCCCAGAUUCAGGAACAGUCUCAGGCCCAUUCGAUCAAAGGCUAGCGUUCAAGAAUAGAACAGCUUCCAAUAGCAAUCGGGGACGUGGGUACGUUGCACAGCACACUAAGCCAGGAUGGGAUGCUUUUCAAGACCUGACGGGGGCCAGGCCUCGCAGGCGUCUGCUCCGCUUCGCCGGCUGCCUGAUUGGUCUCGACUUGGGCCUUCGCUGGUCUGGAGGUCGAAUCAUGAAGAUCUCUGUGGUCUGUUAUAUACGAGACCAUUCCAGUAUUUGGCCAACUCCUUGCGCGGUGACCUUGUUGAGAAGUGGAUGGAGACGAAUUUCGGCGGAAUCUAUAAUGAUUGUGUUUUCUGGUUCCUCGAAAAGAGUUGAGACGGUAUCGCAUCCUGCUGAGACUGGACCCUCGAUUUUCCGAUUUGGUAGCGAUGAGAAUUUUUAUGCCUGGCUAGGAUCAUUCGAAUCGACCUGUGAGGCAAUGUCAGUAUCAGAGCCAGUUUGUAAAUGGGAUCUACAUACUUGUUCUCUGGUCCAGAAGAGGCAGCUGAAACGUAGAGGUAAUCCAGCAGAAAGGUGGGAUCGCAUAGUUGUGAGGAAUUGCUGUUUUGAUCGUUUAUCGGGAGCGAAGCUGCAGACAGUUGAUCAAAAAUGUCCAGAGCGGGCGUGUCUGGAUGAGCUGGCCAAGUUGUAUAGACGGUCAAUAGGUGUUGAGUUUGGUGGUCUAACAUCGAUUGGUAGCGAGCGUGGGCGAAAUGGACCACAUUGGUUCGUGACAUCGAGGGCCUCCGCAAAACUUUGUAGAAUGGGCGAUAUAGGAAUCAAAUCAGACUGGAUGCAUUGCGAGUUGAUGGUCGCUCUGGAUGGGGAUCAUGAGGUCAUGAUUAGGGAAGAUGAGGGGCGGGCACGGCGAAUGCGACGGUGCUUCGUUAUAAUCUCGCCAAAUCGCUGUACGGUGCGCAAAGCUUUUGGGAUUUUACACAAUUAUGGGAAUACAGCUUUCACUCCUCCGUUGUCUGGGGAAUUACAGACAAUCGAAUCGGGCUAA